AUGAAGCUGCCCACACCUGCCGUGUGUGCCGGGGGUGCCCCCGGUCCUGGGAACGCCUGUGCCCAGGAGCUGGGCUCCCCGUCACGUUCUCCUAAUUUUGAGAUUUUUGUGGCUGGGAAGGUCUGGGAGGGCUUCCUGAAGGAGGAGGGACCCCAGGUGAGCCCUGAAGUCCACGGGGAGGACCCUGAGGAGGGGACGGGGCUGGGCAAGGCCUACGGCGUGGAGUCCCAUGUGCUGAGCCCGGCGGAGACCAAGAAGCUGUACCCGCUGAUGAACGUGGACGACCUCUACGGGACCCUGUACGUGCCGCACGACGGGACCAUGGACCCCGCCGGCACCAGCAGCACCCUAGCCCCAGGUGGCAGCCCCUCUCGCUCCCAGGUCAUCGAGAACUGCCCCGUGACGGGCAUCCACGUGCGGACGGACGACUUCGGGGUGCGGCGGGUGGCGGCCGUGGAGACGGAACACGGAGCCAUCCAGACGCCCUGCGUGGUCAACUGUGCAGGGCUCCUGAGGGGCCGAGGGGCCUCCAGCGCCGUGCAGCGGGCUCCCCCACGCCUGCUGCUUCCUGGCGGGACUCUGGGGGCAGCUGUGGGGACCAGCCCAGCCGUCACUCACCUGAGGGGAAGCUGCACCCCCACGGGCGGCGUCACAGGCGGGUCCCGCCCUCCCCAGGUGUCGGACAAGUUUGCUUUCGGCCUCUUCGACCUGGACUGGGACGUGUUCACCCAGCACAUCGAAGGGGCCGUGAACCGGGUGCCUGUGCUGGAGAAGACGGGGGUCAAGUCCACGGUCUGCGGCCCAGAGUCCUUCACGCCCGACCACAAGCCCCUGAUGGGGGAGGCGCCCGAGCUCCGAGGCUUCUUCCUGGGCUGCGGCUUCAACAGCGCAGGAAUGAUGCUGGGCGGCGGCUGCGGGCAGGAGCUGGCCCACUGGAUCAUCCAUGGGCGCCCGGAGAAGGACAUGUACGGCUACGACAUCAGGCGAGUGCACCCGACACCGGCGGGCAGGGGUGGCUCCUCCCUCGCCGCCCUGGGACCUGGUUCUUCUCCCUCCCCCUGGGGCCCCCACGGACUCAAAGACCCACCACCACGCAGGCGCUCAGUGAUUAAGAUAUCAUUUGUGCGGGUUCAUGGGUCUUGUGUGUCUGUCCUUGUGGGACCAGCCCGGUGCCUGCCAGGCCGGAUCUGUGUGGGGGGAGGCGGGAGGGUGGGCGGGACCAGGACGAGCACGCUCCUUCCCCAGGUCCUCCCUUACGACUACUACGGGGCCUACGGGCACCAGGCGCACCAGGACCACGCCUACAACCGGCUGCUGGGGGCCGAGUACACCUUCGACUUCCCGCCCCACCACGAGGUGAUCAGGCAGGAGUGCCUGGCCUGCAGAGGCGCGGCGGCUGUCUUCGACAUGUCCUACUUCGGCAAGUUCUACCUGGUGGGCGUGGACGCGAGGAAGGCUGCCGACUGGCUGUUCUCUGCCGACGUCAGCCGACCCCCAGGCGCCACCGUGUACACCUGCAUGCUGAACGCGCAGGGCGGCACCGAGAGCGNGCUCUGCUGGUCGCUCUCUCAACCCAAGCCUCAGGCCGCCCAGCCCCACAAUCCCCUCUAAGGCGCUGCUUCCCUUCCAGGGGACGCCUUCUACCUGGCUGUGGGCGGGGCCGUGGCCCAGCACAACUGGUCCCACAUCACCUCGGUGCUGCAGGACCAGAGGUUCCGGUGCCAGCUCAUCGACAGCUCAGAGGACCUGGGCAUGAUCAGCAUCCAGGGCCCAGCCAGCCGGGCCAUCCUCCAGGAGGUGCUGGAUGCAGACCUGAAAAAUGAGGCCUUCCCCUUCUCCACCCACAAGCUGGUGCGAGCCGCCGGGCACCUGGUGCGGGCCAUGCGGCUGUCCUUCGUGGGGGAGCUGGGCUGGGAGCUGCACAUCCCCAGGCCGUCCUGCGUGCCCGUGUACCAGGCCGUGAUGGCAGCAGGCGCCAAGCAUGGCCUUGUCAACGCCGGCUACCGGGCCAUCGACUCUCUGAGCAUCGAGAAAGACCUGGAACAGCUUGGCGAGGUUGGGCACAGACAGCGUAGGGCUGGCAGCCUGCGGUCCCGUCCUCGGGCGACCCCACCAGGAUGCCGGCCGUGCAGCCACAGGGAGUGCCCGCCCUCUGCUCUGUCUCCUCACCUGGAGGUGGCACCAAAGGAGACGGGACAUGUUCACAAAACCUCCUUCCGUCCCAUCCUCGUCCACGGGACGGGGCCCAGGCCGCUUCACCCUGGACACCGCACCCUCCAGGCUCGUCCCCUCAGUGUGGGGGUCUCGGGGCUCCAGCCCCCCUCCCCCUCCCGCCAGGUGUCUCCCGGGGAUGGGGCUCUGGGUCCCAGUCUGUCUAUUGCGUCUCCCAGGAAAGUGCCCAUGUUUGGCCUGGAGGCCAUCUGGAGGGAUGGCCAGGUGGUGGGCCACGUGCGCAGGGCCGACUUCGGCUUCACCAUCGACAAGACCCUCGCCUACGGCUACAUCCGGGACCCCAGCGGCGGGCCGGUCUCCCCGGACUUCGUGAAGAGUGGGGACUACAGCCUGGAGAGGAUGGGGGUGGCCUACCCUGCCUGGGCUCACCUGAAAUCUCCCUUUGAUCCCGGCAACAAGAGAGUGAAGGGGAUCUAUUGAUGGGCCUACAGGCAGGGCCCCAGCUGCUCAGGCACCAGAGACCUGCCCUCCACCCACCCACCGCUCCCACGGGGCCUGCCCCCGCCCCCCAUGGCUCCCACGGGGCCUGCACCACCCUGAGCCCAGGACCUGGGCCCCUGCCAGAACGUGGGCCCUCCUUGCCCUCGGGCCAGGCCUGCUUACCCGACAGAUGUGGAUGAGAGGGUGGGAAGAGGACCCAGGGCCCAGUCUCUGGUCACUGGCCAAAAGGUGGUCUCUAGUCCAUCCAUCCCCCCAGACACACCUGUGCGUCUUGGGCCAGGACCGUGACAAGCUUCCUAGAAGGUGCUGAGAGCGGACAAGCCCCGCGCUCGGGCAGGGAGGCUCCGCCUGCUGCUCGGGCGGUGGAGGUUUUCGA
Myotis brandtii (Brandt's bat) is the source of this 3049-nucleotide messenger RNA. It is a transcript of the gene SARDH, whose product is annotated as sarcosine dehydrogenase. Gene Ontology annotation, molecular function: protein binding; oxidoreductase activity. The transcript has 16 exons. The record is from RefSeq and is a predicted model, not a curated record. NCBI's taxonomy places the organism in Eukaryota, Metazoa, Chordata, Mammalia, Chiroptera, Vespertilionidae. Gene Ontology annotation, cellular component: mitochondrion.